AGGGGAAGGUUCGCCUUCUGAAUUGUGCAUCCAGCUCCCAGGGAUCUGUGUUUUGCACCCACCUUGCAAGGAAGGAUUGCAACCUUGCAAUCUUUGCAAAAGGUGAGAAAAUGGCCGAUGGAGGCCCUAGAAGACCGGCAGACGUUUCUGAGGACGCCGGUGUGACCAACCACGUUGCUCUGGUGAAAAACGAAGCGGCUACUGCACGCGAGGAAGUCUGCGCGAGGGACGUCACGGAGGCGGAGGUGACGUCUCGUUCGGAAACAGACGACCCCCGGCUUCCAGACCCGCCGCGCUGGGACGAUAUAUUUUUGACGUCCGUUGAGAAGGCGGUUGACACCCGGCCGGGAAAGUGGAUGUCGCAGCUCAUACCGGGCCUGAAAGAGGAAGGGCCACGAUUUGAGGACAGGGAAGCGGGAGAUUACGGGAAGGUGAAGGCGGCCAUCUUGCGGGUCGACGCCAUCAGCACCGAAGUCCAGCGUCAGCACUUCCGCCUGUUCCAAUACAAGGAGGCCGACGGGCCCCGCGAGGCAUGCAGCCGCCUCUGGUUCCUUUGCCACCGGUGGCUGAAGCCGGAGAGGCACACCAAGGAGCAGAUCCUGGAGCUGCUGAUCCUGGAGCAGUUCCUGGCCAUCCUUCCGCCGGAGAGCCAGAGCUGGGUCAAAGAUGGCUGCCCGGAGACCUGCGCCCAGGCGGUGAUGUUGGCCGAGGAUUUCCUCCAGAGGCAGAGAGAGCCCAAAAGGCCAGAAGCACAUGUGCCAGGAUUGUUUGAGGAGGCCAGGGAGACGUCCCUGAAGGCCGAAGGAGAUCUGUUGGACCCUGAGCAGAGACAGCAGGAGGUCAAGGAGGAGACAGCUGCGGAGGACAGUUCUUCACGAGGCAACCUGUGCCCUAGUGAGAACAACAAAGGGAGCCCCCAGCCGGAGAACAGAGAGCACGAGGGGCUGUGUGGGGCACCUGAUGAAGGCCUUGAGGAGACCUUCCCUCUCUUUGACGAACCCGAAGACCUACCCGAAAGGCCGCCGAGAUCAGAUAAGCCGUCGAAAAAGCCACCCAGGAAGAGGGUGCAAAAAUCCAUCCCAUUGGCGGGCGGUUACGAAGAUCUCGGUGUAGUCGCGGCAGAGCAGGAGGUGGGCGAGGGCAAGCUGCCCGUGAAGACCAUCGUCUACGAAGAAAACUUCAGCCAGGGCUCGGACCAAGCCGGAGAGAAAAUUCACAAAUGCUCGGUGUGCGGCAAAUGCUUCAGCCUCCGGUCGCGCCUUAUCGUUCACGAGAGAACCCACACGGGAGAGAAGCCGUACACGUGCUCCGACUGCGGGAGGAGCUUCAGCGUCAGCUCGAGCCUCAUCGCCCACCGAAGGACGCACACGGGAGAGAAGCCCUACAAGUGCUCGCACUGCGCCAAGAGCUUCAGCGUGAAGUCGGGACUGAUCGCUCACGAGAGGACCCACACGGGGGAGAAGCCGUACAAAUGCCUGUACUGCAGCAAGAGCUUCCGGCGCAACUCGGGCCUUGUUAGUCACCAGAGAAUCCACACCGGGGACAAACCUUACCAGUGCUCGGUGUGCGAGAAAAGCUUUAGCGACAUCUCGAACCUCAUCACGCAUCACAGGAUCCACACAGGGGAAAAGCCGUACAAGUGCUUGGAGUGCGGGAAAAGCUUCAGCCAGAGCUCGUACCUCAACAGCCACCAGAGAAUCCACACGGGAGAAAAGCCAUACGAGUGCUCCGAGUGCGGGAAAACCUUCAGCGUCAGCUCGCGCCUCAGGAAGCACCAGAGAAGCCACACGGGCGAGAGACCGUUUAUAUGUUUGGACUGUGGGAAAACUUUCAGCGAGAGCUCGGAUCUCCUCGCGCACGAGAGGGCCCACACCGGGGAGAAGCCCUACCGGUGUUCGUUCUGCGGGAAGAGCUUCCUGCGCAGUUCGGAAGUAGUCAGCCAUGAGAGGAUCCACACGGGCGAGAAGCCGUACCAGUGCGGGGAAUGCGGGAAGAGCUUCAGCGUCAGCUCCCGCCUCAGCGCGCACAGAAGGAUCCACACGGGAGAGAAGCCUUUCCAGUGCGUGGUGUGCGAGAGGAGCUUCAGCUACAAAUCGCACCUCAUUACACAUCAGAGAAUCCACACCGGCGAGAAGCCCUUUCAGUGCUCCGUCUGUGGGAAGAGCUUCCGUGGCAGCUCUAGCCUCGUGGCCCACGAGAGGACACAUACAGGGGAGAAACCGUACCGGUGUUUGGACUGUGGGAAAAGCUUUACUCAGAGCUCAAACCUCAUUAGUCAUCAGAGAAUCCACGCGGAAGGAAAUUCCUGCUGUGUUGGGGAGCAGCUGCCGGUCAGUGUGGACGGUGCUGAGCUGGGCGGACCUAACGGUGCAUCCCCAGACUGCGAGAGAGUGGCUGGCGAGGAAAUGGACGUCGCGCCGCCUGUGUGGGAAAGGGUGGCAGGAGCAGGGAAGACCCCCGGCCCUGGAGGACAAAACCGGAGAUCCGGAGAACAGAUUAAGCAGGAGCCAGAGGACGGGCUGCACCGGCACUGGGAAGCCCAGUUGCAGGAGUUCCUGAGGACCCUGGAGUCUCCCCACUCUGGCUUGGGAGCCCCCCAGUUGCCGGAGGAGCCCAGCCCCUGGGACGACGCCAAAGGCUUCCUGGCCUCCUUCGAGCAAGUGGCCAAAGCCUGCUGGUGGCCCCGGGAGGAGUGGGCGGCCCGGCUCCUGCCAGCCCUCAGUGGGGAAGCCGAGCGGGCCUUUAGCCGGCUGGAGGGCCGGGACAGAGAGGAUUAUGGGAAAGUGAAGGCGGCCAUCUUGCAAUGGGACAGCUUCCGGAGGGAGACUCGGCGCCAGCGCUUCAGGCGUUUCUGCUACCAGGAGGCCGAGGGGCCGAGAGGGGCUCACCGCCGGCUGCUGGAGCUUUGCGACGGGUGGCUGAAGGCGGAGAAACACACCAAGGAGCAGAUCCUGGAGCUGCUGCUUCUCGAACAGCUCCUGACCAUCCUGCCCGCGGAGGUCCAGAACUGGGUCAAGGGACGGAGCCCGGAGACCUGCUCCCAGGCGGUGGCCCUGGCCGAGGAUUACCUGCAGAGGCAGCCAGAGGCCGUGAGGCAGCGACCACAGGGCCUGACUCCAGCAGAAGAGGUGGUGGCAGCAGCAGCAGCAGCAGAGUCCUCUGAGGUGGAACAGACUUUGUCUGACCCCGGGUGGAGUGUGUUUGACCGGCGGGCCAAAGAGGAGCAAGUCAGCAGGGAUGCUGAGCUGUUGGCAACGAAAGGUUGGAUGAAUGUAAGGAAGGGGGAGAAACGUGCAGAAGAGGAUUUGAAGGAGGCAGAUCCAAUUGGAACAUCUGCGGAGCCAGCGGAAGAGGAUGUCCCCCCGAGUCACAGGCAGGAAGACCUCCCAGGAAGUCAGCCUGGGCAAGAGGAGCAGCGGGAAUCUUGUCCGGAGAGCAAUGAACAAACCUUGGUUUGUGGAGGAGACAACACAGAAAUCGCUGCCCAGCAACAAACCCGCCCUGGUUCUGAUGACCAGCCGAGGGAAUGUGACGAGAAAUACGGCCGAUUGGACUGUCCAGAGGUCCGGCAGGAUUCUGAGCCCCCGGGAACAGCAGUGGAGAGCGUCUCUCGGCCCAGACGCGAGAGGGCCCCCCUCCAAGGAGAGGCUUUCCGGUGCGGCGACUGCGGGAAGAGUUUCAACCGCAAGCAGAACCUCCUGAGGCACAAUCUGACCCACACCGGGGAGAAGCCCUUCAAGUGCGCCUACUGCCGCAAAAGUUUCGUCCAGGUCUCCGACCUGACGCGGCACGAGAGGACCCACACGGGGGAGAAGCCGUUUGGCUGCUCCUUCUGCCAGAAGCGCUUCAACUGCAACUCCAACCUGCUCAUGCACGAGCGCACCCACACCGGGGAGAAGCCCUUCAUGUGCCUGUCGUGCGGGAAGACCUUUGUCCAGAUCUCCGACCUGACGCGCCACGAGAGGACCCACACGGGCGAGAGGCCGUACGGGUGCUCCUUCUGCGAGAAGCGCUUCAGCUGCAACUCGCACCUCCUCGUGCACCAGCGGAUCCACACGGGCGAGAAGAAGCCGCACCAGUGCGCCACCUGCGGCAAGAGGUUCAGCUACCGGUCGGUGUUGCUGGCGCACACGACGGUCCACACGGGCGAGAAGCCCCACGCGUGCCCGCACUGCGGGAAGAGCUUCCAUUCCCGCCCAGGCCUCAUCCGCCACAAGAAGACCCACGCGGGAGAGAAGCUGGCGCACCAGUGCUCCCAUUGCGCGGAGAGCUUUGGCCAGCGGACCCAGCUCGUUCUCCACGAGCGGGCGGCGCACGUGGGGGCCAAGCGGUACCUAUGCUCCGCCUGCGGGAAAAGCUUCGGCACUCACUCCACCCUGGCUAGGCAUGAAAAAAUUCACAAGGGAGGACGCGAGAGGCUUGGGCCAGGGAUGAAAAUGGAGGAACCAAGCCAAGCAGCCCCCAAACCGGUGGAGGGAGCAGAGAGUGUGAGGAAACCCCACCAGAGGGGCUGCAUCCGGGAAUUCCUGCAAAAGAUGCCGUCCCAGCACCAAGUGAAAGAGGAAGGAGGGGAAGGGAUCCUUCAGCGCUGGGAGGUCCAGUGGCAGGAGUUCCUGAAGGAAGUGGAGUCCCCUCACAUGGGUUGGGGGGUCCCACAGCCAUCAGAGGAGCCCACCCCCUGGGACGACACCAAGGCCUUCUUCGCCUCCUUCGAGCAAGUGGCCGAAGCCUGCCGGUGGCCCCGGGAGGAGUGGGCAGCCCGGCUCUCGCCGGCCCUCAGUGGAGAAGCCGAGCGGGCCUUCCGCAGGCUGGAGGGUCGGGACAGAGAGGAUUAUGGGAAACUGAAGGCGGCCAUCUUGUGGCAGGACGCCAUGCGGAGGGAGAAGAACCGCCAGUACUUCCGGCGCUUCUGCUACCGGGAAGCCGAGGGGCCGAGAGGGGCCUACAGCCGCCUCCAGGAGCUCUGCCGGCGGUGGCUGAAGGUGGAGAGGCACUCGAAGGAGCAGAUCCUGGAAUUGCUGAUCCUGGAGCAGUUCCUGACCAUCCUGCCUCCGGAGAUCCAGAGCUGGGUCAGGGAACGGGGGCCAGAGACCUGCUUCCAGGCAGUGGCCCUGGCUGAGGACUUCCUGCUGAGGCAGCAGGAGGCAGAGCAGCCAAAACCUCAGGUAAGCGUGCCGUUUGAGGAGGUGGUCCUGAGUUUCUGCGAGCCGGAAAUGGUUCCUUCCGACCCCGUCCACCGGCAGAUGCGCCAGGAAACCAAGAAGGAAGCUGACCAUGGAGAGGCCCUCUUGACAGGAGCUAAAGGGUGGACGAACCUCAACAAAGCGGAGACGUACGCCCUGGAAGAUCGCGAGCAUCUGUCACCACGUAGGACGUCGGUUUGGGGAGCAGGAGAGGAUGUUCCCUGUUUCCCCGAGCAGCGAAACACUCCGGCUGGGCGCCAGGAAGCGGACUUGGAGCGAGAAGUUGGCGCGUCUGUCCCGUUUGGGGGCACCUUCCAGGAUCUGAAGGAGGAUGCACACCAUCGGAGGAGCCACACUGGUAAGAGACCAAGCGUCUGCACCGCGUAUAGGAAGAGGUUUUGCCAGGGCGCGAACCUCCUUAAGCACGAGAACAUCCACUCGGGAGAAAAGCCAUUCAAGUGCUCCGACUGCGGCAAGCGGUUUAGCCAGAAGUUCCACCUUCUUGGGCACCGCAAGAGAUGCGAGAGCGAGAGGCCGCACAAGUGCCCCACCUGCGGGAAAAGGUUCUCUCGCAGCUCCUACCUUAACACUCACCAGAGAAUCCACACGGGGGAAAGACCCUACGAGUGCUCGCGGUGCGGGAAAAGCUUUAGCCAGAAAGCUAACCUUAACACGCACCGCAGGAUUCAUACGGGGGAAAAGCCCCACGAGUGCCCCGUGUGCGGGAAAAGGUUCUCUCGCAACACUUGCCUUAAUAGACAUCAGAGAAUCCACACGGCGCGCUAAGCUAUACAGAUGACAUGGACUGCAGGGGGGUUAUUUUUCCAUGGAAGCGGGGAGGGAUGCAGGAGAUCAGUACUGCCAAUGACUGAUUGAGUGGAUUGCUCACCCGGGCUAAACUUCAGUCAGAAUAAUGUCCUGUGUUUAGACAUUGUAUAUUGCAGCAGCAUUCGGUUGCUAACACAAUAAAGAAUAUUCUCCAUU
This is a messenger RNA of Lacerta agilis (Sand lizard), 6167 nucleotides long. RefSeq lists its product as uncharacterized. The transcript is spliced from 12 exons. Gene Ontology annotation, molecular function: RNA polymerase II cis-regulatory region sequence-specific DNA binding; DNA-binding transcription factor activity, RNA polymerase II-specific. Gene Ontology annotation, biological process: regulation of transcription by RNA polymerase II. The coding region runs from base 111 to 5969 and encodes 1952 amino acids. NCBI's taxonomy places the organism in Eukaryota, Metazoa, Chordata, Lepidosauria, Squamata, Lacertidae. The record is from RefSeq and is a predicted model, not a curated record.